This is a messenger RNA of Xenopus laevis (African clawed frog), 7826 nucleotides long. It is a transcript of the gene epb41.S, whose product is annotated as protein 4.1-like. Gene Ontology annotation, biological process: actomyosin structure organization; cortical actin cytoskeleton organization. Lineage: Eukaryota; Metazoa; Chordata; Amphibia; Anura; Pipidae. Gene Ontology annotation, cellular component: cell cortex; plasma membrane; cytoskeleton. The record is from RefSeq and is a predicted model, not a curated record. The transcript is spliced from 20 exons. Gene Ontology annotation, molecular function: cytoskeletal protein binding; structural molecule activity; actin binding. Bases 586 to 2622 code for a protein of 678 amino acids.
GGCAAGUCUGCUGGCUCAGAGAAGGGAUUAUUAGCUGAGGCAGAAAGUCCUCCUCAAGACCAAAAACAAGAAGUAGAGGAGGAGGUAGAAUCUUGUACAACUCAACCUGUUGUUAGCAGUGGUGAUAAGGAUCCAGAGACUGAACAGUCACAAGAGUCACCUUCCACCACUUCUCCAAGCACCCUCAAGAGCAAGGCUCGACAUUCAGAGGGAAAGGGCCUCUCUCGCCUCUUUUCCUCUUUCCUGAAGAGACCCAAGUCCCAAGUGUCUUCUGAUGAAAAGGAAGUUGAACUGUUGGUGGAAAAGGGACAAGACCAAAAGGAUGUUGAUGAGGGUUUGGGAGAGCAGUUAGAGGAUGAUGUUUUUUUAAAGGCCCCUAUUGCAGCCCCAGAGCCUGGACUUCGAACUGACCCAUCACUAGACCUUAAUUCUUUAAGUAGUGCAGAAACCCAGCCAGCUCAAGAGGAACAGAAAGACGACCAAGACCCAGAAGGGGAUUGCGAGGACUUGGAAGGCAAGGAACAGAUAAUAAAACCUGAAGGAGAAUCAAAAGCCUCACAAAAAGUAGUUAGGCGUUCUCCCAACAUGCGCUGCAAAGUCACGCUUCUCGAUGACACUGUUUAUGAGUGUAACUUGGAGAAACAUGCAAAGGGACAGGACAUAUUUAAGAAAGUCUGCAGCCACCUUAAUAUCAUGGAGGAAGAUUAUUUUGGAUUGGCAAUGUGGGAAUCUCCAACUUGCAAGGUCUGGCUUGAUCUUUUGAAGGACAUCCAGAAGCAGGUUCAUGGAGGUCCAUGUGAAUUCACUUUCAAUGUGAAGUUUUAUCCCCCUGAUCCUGCACAGUUGUCAGAGGAUAUUACCAGAUACUACAUGUGUCUCCAGCUGCGCAAAGAUAUUUGUAGUGGUCGUCUUCCCUGCUCAUUUGCCACUCUUGCUCUGCUCGGUUCUUAUACUGUGCAGUCCGAGGUGGGUGACUAUGAAGAGGAUCUCCAUGGUGUAGACUAUGUCAGUGAAUUUAAACUCAGUCCAAAUCAGACUAAAGAUCUUGAGGAGAAGGUUGUGGAGCUUCAUAAGUCAUAUAGAUCUAUGACCCCUGCCCAAGCUGACCUGGAAUUCCUGGAGAAUGCCAAAAAGCUUACCAUGUAUGGCAUAGAUAUUCACCAAGCUAAGGACUUAGAGGGAGUGGAUAUCAAGCUUGGUGUUUGCUCUGGUGGUCUUAUGGUCUUCAAAGACAAUCUGAGGAUUAACCGGUUUCCAUGGCCGAAAGUAUUGAAAAUCUCAUAUAAAAGAAGCAGUUUCUUCAUCAAAAUCCGCCCAGGAGAGCAGGAGCAAUAUGAAAAUACAAUAGGAUUUAAGCUUCCCAGUUAUAAGGCAGCAAAGAAACUUUGGAAAGUAUGUGUUGAACAUCAUACAUUUUUCAGGUUGACAUCCUCAGAGUCUAUUCCCAAGCACAGGUUUAUCUCUUUAGGAUCCAAAUUUCGCUACAGUGGGCGCACACAGGCACAGACUCGGCAUGCCAGUGCUCUUAUUGAUCGACCUGCUCCCCAUUUUGUGCGCACUGGCAGCAAACGGGCCUCUCGCAGUCUUGAUGGAGCAAAGCCAGGCCAUGUCUCAGUUCAGUUCCAUAACUUAGAAGAUACAGAAAAUGAUCUGGAAGUAACUGAGGUAGAGGACAGAAAGCAGUCCAUACCAGCAGUCAUCUUUUGUCCAGAAAAGAUAAUAAUGGAGAACAGUGAUAAUGAUGGUGAUCUCAUGUUAAAGAACAAAAGAGAUGGAGAUGAACAUAUCCCAUUAGGGCAUAAGGAAACAGAGCAGCCAGCUGCAGUUGCAACCCCAGAAGCCUCCAGGAGCCACCGCCCUGUAUCAGCCCCAGUCUUCCCUCAGAGAGAAGUCAUUCCACAGCCUGCAGCCCAAAGAAAGACUCCAGUACCCAGAGCAGAGAAUAUUUCCAGAAAAACAGAGGAGAAGCCCAAAGAAAGAGUGCAAAUUCAGCGUGAAAGUCCUGAGGAUGUUAAAGCUACACAGCAAGAUUCAGCUUCAACUACUGCCAAUGGGGAUCCAAUUAAGCCGCCAGCUGAGAGAGACGAUGAAAUAGUACGCAUGAGGAAGAAAAGAGCAAGGAAACUAGAGGGUGAAAACAUUUAUAUCAGACAUAGCAAUUUAAUGUUGGAGGACCUGGAGAAGACUCAGGAUGAGAUCAACAGACACCAUGCUAGCAUCCGUGAGCUGAAGAAGAGUUUCAUGGAGUCUGUGCCAGCACCCCGGCCCAGCGAAUGGGACAAACGACUUUCUACCCACUCCCCUUUCCGUACUCUCAGCUUCAAUGGCCAGGUUCAGACUGGGUCAGAUGGGAUAAAACAAGCUGUUGUAUUACCAACUGAACGGAAAGUUUACAGUUCAGAGACUCAGGAGGAGCCUUCAGUGCAGGGUGAAGACUCUGAAAAGCAACUGGGGACAGACCGACGGGGUCUCCUCCCGAAAGUCUCCAUCCCAAUGCCAGAGGAAAAAUCCAUGGAGAAGUGCCGUCUGCACCUACUCCUUCUUCCUAACCCACAAAUUCCAUUUCUUAUGUCCUUUCUCCUUUUCCUAGCGGUGACACUUUGGUGGCUGUUGUUUUUGUGAGCACUUAUCUGUCGGUUUGUCAUUUCCCUCUGUAAUAUUCUGUUUUUCAAGUGUAACACUGCAUUUCCACUUCUCACACUAAUCUUAAGUAGGCCUAUUACUUAUAGUUGACUACAGAUAUUGUUUUCUUUAAGGCAGGUAAUCUUGUAUGCCCCUAUAAAAAAGUAAAAUCUAUUUCUACCCACCUGUAUGUCCUGAUGAUCACCCUGUAUGGCAUAGGCCAUAGAAAAAUGCUUAGUCUUACAUUAUACUACUUUUAGUAUUGCAUAUCAGCUGAUAAACUGGACCUUCCCCUAAAGACUCCUGGCACAUGGCAUAUUUGACCACUGUACUAUUGUAGCGGAGAACUGUGGCAGUCAAUAUGCUCCAUGUGUCAUCAGUCUUGACUGAAAUCAGUGUCUCUGCUCCUGCAUCUUUAAUGCUUGAGCAAGUGCUGAGUUAUUUAUACAUUGUUUGUAGUUUUUUUUUUUCGUAAUCUGUCAUUAUUGAAUGCAGAUGCCAAUUUGUUGUUCACUAAAUGAUGUUAUUGUCCUUAAUGUCAAUAUAUAUAGAUGUACAUGUGCAUUAAUAACAGCGAAGUGGAAUUUCGCUUCCACAGUACACUGCCUUUCUUAAAGGUUUUCAAUAAUGGACUGUUACUAAGACUCUUGGUGGCCUUAUGCUUUUAGGUACAACCGUGUUGUAAUAAUAUUAUUAUAAUUGCUCUGUGAAUAUUUGUGAAAAUGCUCCUGAACUAUCCCCUUUUACUGCUCCAUAGUGGCCUUUUUAUCUGUAUACUCGUACCCUAAAUGAGUGAACCAAGAAUCCUUAUUGUUAAUCUGAGCAUGGUGGGCACCUCUUUAUUUAGCCAUUUCCUUUGUAAACAUAAAGGAGGAGAAACUAUUUAAAGAGACAUGUCGGCACAUUGUGAAGUUUUGCUCUAAAUAUAUGAUGAUACACCUCGCUGCAAACAUUUAAAUAGUGUUGCAAUUACUUCCAGGAAGCAUAUCAUUGCCUGUAAAGUGUUGAGUCUGUUCCUAGACUUACAUGCAUCCGUAAUGUCUUUUUUUUUAAUUGUACCUGGCAUUGCAGCUCUGUGGCACCAAAAAGAAAAGACUGCGAGACAUUGCACAUGUAAACGUUGUCAUUCCAGAUAUUCUCUAUCAACUGCGUCUCUUACUUAACUUCACCAAAUGACUGAAUUAGUACAUAUAAACAGAUCAGAAGAUAGAAGAAAUGAUAUUUAAUAUUUAAUUUAUGGAAAUGAAUAUCAAUAAAUGCCAUUUAUUUACAUGGUCUUAUUAGUGUAUCUUUUUUUGAUAUUAAAGUUUAACAAUUCCAAGAUUAACACCAGAAAAAUAAUUUUAAACUAGACAUGUAAUUUUUAUCCAGUAUCCAGAGGGAGAUCUUUACCGCUAUAGAGGAAGCAUGUCUAGGUCCUGCUGUUCCCUGGGCCCCCCGCUGACCACAGGGUCUGCUUCCUCUAUAGUUACACCGCUGCCACUGUUCUUUGCCAGAGGACAGAACCCCCCUCCUGUAGCUUAACCUUAAGGGGCAGAUUCACUAAAGGGUGAAUUGUCACCAGAGAACGCUUUGUCACACUUCACCAGGUUAAAAUUUGUUACCACUAGGCUAAUUCAUUAAAAUGCGAACGCUGGCAACUUUUCGCUACCGUUACUUUGGCAGAGCAUUUCAAAGCGAAAUUUGCCGCAUUUGGCCCCGGGCCACACUUUGGACAUGCCUGUCUUACGCUUAGAUCAAUUUGAAUAGGGUGGGUACAUUAAUUACUUUUUACAACUUUAAUGAAUUUCCGACAGGAUAUGAUGUAAUUGACAUAAAACUGAGGAAGCUGGUGAUAAAGUGCAAACGAACAAAAGUGCAAACGAACGCUAGCGAGUGAAUUGCCGCCUACACCUGUAAAUUGCUGAUGUGCUUGCAGAUGGGGUUUCUGGCGAAAUGACGCUAGCCACUUUGCCCUUUAGUGAAUCUGCCCCAAUGUCUCCGGUCUGAUUUGUGUUAGACAUAUUAAAGUUCUGUUUUUAUGGGACACGUUCUCCAGCCAUCUCUCUUCCCCUCUUUGAAGCCCCCUGGACACUUCACAUACAUGAUUUUAUUGAGGUUGAUUUGCAUUUUACCAUUUUUAUCUGAGAUUUUUCAUAUAAAAGUCAUAUUCAGAUUUGAUGGACAGUUAGGUCAAAUCCAUUGGUGUGUGCUUGCUUCCAUUGCCUAGACCAGUGCUGUUCAACUGUAUACAUUCUGCAGGUCUAGAUCUUGCAGCCCGCAAAGCUCCGGUGAAUUAAUGCAGUUUACCUAAAGCAUAAACUUUUAGAGAAGCGCAUGCCACACUACCCAACUACCAUCAGACGAUCAGCAAGUUUUCUCAUCAUGUCUGCACAAAGGACAAAGUGAGGGGGAUCAAAGUGAGAAAGAGUGCUGUGUGGUGGGCAGGCUGAGGGGUGACAGUGAAGAAGUUCAGGAGUACAUGAAGUUACAGAGCUUAGCAGAAUGAGGCAUGGGAGAUAAAAAUGCAACUGAAGAAAAAAGGUGAAUGGAUAAUAAAAUAAAUAGUAAGGAGAGUAGAAUGUAGAGGAGAGGAAAAUUGGGAGAAGAAGGAAGAUAAAUAAUGCAAAGGAAGCAGUAGAAAAGGAAGGAGGGGAAGGUAGUGCCAGUGCAGGAUUUUUAACGUUCAUGUGCCAUUAAGGUCCACUAAAAAUCAGUUGGGUAGCCAUUAGCUUUGUUUAUUGGAGGAAGCACAAGGACAUAGUCAGUGGCACCUGCUUAGUAUUGGAAAAUCCCUGGUGGGCCCUAGUCUGAUCGGGUUUAUUCCCCCGAGCAUUAACUCAAUACUACCUUUUCCAUGUUCUACUUUUUUAUUUAUUUCCCAGCAGUAUGUCAGAGAAUGCUUUGACCUCAAUGUUUUGUGGGUUUCACACUGUUACUCCAAGGUGCCUGGGGGAUGCCACAUCAUGAAAAUAAAUAUAGAUAAGCAAUUGAAUCCAGGCUAUUACUUAGGUAGGAUUGCCCAUGUGGAUGUCAUAAUCUGGACUGUAAACAGCAUAGGAAUAGAGAGGUUUGGAGUGGUACGAAGCUUGCUAAUGGCUGGUGGGACUCACUUUUCUGGCUGUACACUAGGAAGCAGUGAGUUUAUACUUUAAGGGAGAGGACUUGUGAUAGAAUGUUUUCUCAAAUAUGUGAUAACCUUCUUUCUAGUAGUUUCUGUUAAGUGUAGACUAAAAGUAGUGUUAACAUGAGUCUGGUUUAAAGGGCAUGAUUAAAUGGGAUGUGGUCAAUGCUUGAUUCCAUUAGCUGCCCUCCACUACUUAGGCCAGGAAAAUUUGGCCCUCGGUUUCAAAGAAGUUGGACAGCGCUGGCCUAGACAAUAUAUUAGUGCAAACUGUUUCAAAUAACUGCCUGACCCAAAGCUGCAUGUAGUGACACCCAACUGCUGAGAGGAGGAUUUUAUUGAGGCUUUUUAUUUCCGUGAGAUAAAACUCAUUAACUUUUACUGUAUGUCAUUCAUAAGGAUACUCUUUAUGGUAAAAAUGCAGUCCCUAGAUAUUUUCAUUAUACAUGUAUAGGGUGUCUGUUCUGCAAGCAAUGCUGAGGGCACCUGGUGGGUUGUACAUUGGACACAGACAAUUUGCAGAAAUGAUUCCCUCUUCAUAUGAGGGCACCAGUAUUUUAGCAUCACUCUUUUUGGUAGAUAACCAAACCAGCACAAGAACAUGCAGGAUCUUAGAAGUGUUACUUACAAACCAUUGUUUCCUGCCUUAUUGAGAUGAUAGAAAAUGGUUUAGUAUUGUUAUCCAUGAUAGAGAUAUUUAUAUGAAAUACUCAAAACAGGGUUGCAAUCAUUUUUAACCUUUGAUUGUGGAGGAAGCAUUUGUUUUAAUCAAGUAUGAAUGUAUACUGGAUUAUUUUAUUUGUAUAGCACUACUUGCUGUACAGUAGAAAUUAAUUUAUAUAAUAAGAAUAGUAAUCAUUUUUGAUUUGCCUCAAAGUUAUUUUCAAAAUGUUAUGGUGAAUUUAGUACUUUGAUGGAAUUGUUUAAAAUGUGUUUAUUUUCUUGAUUUAAGGAUAUGUUUCCUGUCCAGGAUUUGGCUGAAUCCCAGAGAUUUAUAAUGGGUUUGAUUAAAUCCUUAGUUUUUCAGCCAAAAAGCAAGUCACAUAUCUUUAAAUCUCUGAAAAAUUUGAGAAACUGUGCACGACCAAAUAUUUGGAUUUGGUGCAACACUAAAAUAAUUUGUUUUGCUUUACAUGAAUUGUAUGUAGAGAACAUUUGUCUCCAUUGAUUUAAAAAAGUAUACUCACAGACAGCACCAGCCACAGGAUUUUUUGGUUUAAAACGCCUUUAUUGGAACAUGGGCUCUGACCCAGAUAUUUAGCACCAUUGAUUUAAAUACCAAUACGAAGAAAUGAAUGUUUGGGUGAUAUAAUCAUAACUGCCACAAUUCUUGGAUUUAGCUGUAUGGAGAAUACAUUGAAAGAGCCUCCUAGGCUUAUUACUUUUAAUACAGCCAAGGCAAACAAUAUGUCUGUUCCUAGUAAGGCAUAAAAGUAAGAGGUGUGUAAAUGUUCCCUGCAUAGCAUUUAUAGGGACACAACAUUUCAGCCACAGUUGCAUGUACCACUGCGCCUGCAGCUGUGAAUGAAGUUCAUUGUCUAAUUACUUGAAAAUCUUUUAUUACGUGUGAAGGUGUUUUCCAAUUUUCACUAUUGCCUUUGAUAUAUCUUUGUGGCUAUAUUUUUGGCAAUAAAGUACAAAAUUCAAACAUCUUAUUGGUUGCUAUGGGCACUGCACCUUGACAGUUGUGUAUGUUGUUUCUCAGUGCACACCUUUGUUAGGUGCAGCACAAGAUAUGAUUCCUGUCCACUCUUGAAAAAGGUUUGAUGCCAGCUUUUCACAUUUUGAAUGUAUGUGUUCAGAGGCCUGUGAUGUAUAAACUUGCCAGUAAGCAUCCAGAAGUUGUACCCUUUUUUGUGUGUAAAUCAUGCUCUAUUCUUUAUCACCCCUCUGUCAGUGUUCAGGUGGUUAAUGUGAAAAUCAGAUUUCCACACUUGUAUUUAACAGUCCAGUUCUUUAGCUCUACAGCUUUCCCUAGAAGCCAAAGACAUACAUUUUGUCCGCAAGGUAAUGAGUGCAUGUAGUACAUGAUUUAUUUAUUUUUUAAUUUAAAGUUUGUAAUUCCAUCUCCAACUCUCUGCAGCCUCCACUGGUGAAAACA